AUGACGGGCGAAAGCUCAGCAAGGAUUCAUUGGGGUCGCAGGGCGGUGCGCCGAGGACCUGUUCUCACAAAUCUACAGCCACAGCUUCAAGGCAAGCCCUCCCCACAGCCUCCGGUAGAACCAACUUACGAAUACCUUUCACUCUACUCUUCAAACGAAAUGAAAGAGGACAUUCUGGUGGAGGCCAUCGAUGCCUCCGACAAGUUCCCUGAGGAGACAAAACGGUAA
Molecule: messenger RNA, 228 nt
Organism: Protopolystoma xenopodis
Lineage: Eukaryota; Metazoa; Platyhelminthes; Monogenea; Polystomatidea; Polystomatidae
Source: the annotation of a GenBank genome assembly